AUGACAAACUUUCUUUUGGCCUGCUCAGAAAUAGCACAACAGAUUGUAGAAAAGUACAAGCAAAAUACAAAGGUAGAUGUAACUAGAAUAAUGAGAGAUGUGUCCCGAAACUACAAGCUUUCCAUGAUGCCCAGAAUGGUGGAUGUUAUUUCCUGCAUUCCUUCUGAAUAUAAAGAUCUAGUAGCUUCGUUAAGAGUUAAGCCUGUGAGAACAGCGUCUGGAGUAGCUGUAGUGGCAGUGAUGUGUAUUCCUCAUAGAUGUCCACACAUUGCACUUACUGGAAACAUCUGCGUAUACUGCCCCGGUGGCCCCGACUCUUCUUUUGAGUACUCAACGCAGUCCUACACCGGAUAUGAGCCCACAAGCAUGAGGGCGAUACGAGCGAGGUACGAUCCAUUUGAGCAAGCAAGAGAUAGGCUAAAACAGCUAAAGAAUCUGGGACAUAGCACGGACAAAGUUGAAUAUAUCAUUAUGGGAGGAACAUUCAUGUCUCUGCAUGACAGCUACAAGAAUGAAUUCAUUAUGAAGUUGCACGAUGCACUUAGUGGGCACAGUUCAUCAACAGUUGAAGAGGCAGUGAGAGCAUCUGCGGAGAGCAAGCAGAAAUGUGUUGGAAUCACUAUUGAGACAAGGCCAGACUACUGUUUAAAGCCACAUCUAAACAAGAUGCUGUCCUACGGAUGCACCAGGAUUGAAAUAGGAGUGCAAAGUGUGUACGAGGAUGUAGCUAAGGACACAAAUAGAGGACAUACUGUGGCUAGUGUUUGUGAAUGUUUCUCGCUAGCCAAGGAUUGUGGAUACAAGAUAGUGGCGCACAUGAUGCCUAAUCUACCAAAUGUAGACAAAAAGAGAGACUACGCCCAAUUCAUGGAGUAUUUUGACAAUCCAAAGUUCAGGAGUGAUGGGCUUAAGAUCUAUCCCACUCUUGUAAUAAAAGAUACGGGGCUGUACGAGCUAUGGAAGAAUGGCCUAUAUAGAAGCUAUUCCCCAGAUGAGUUAGUAGAGUUUAUAGCCAGGAUACUCAGCUAUGUCCCACCCUGGACAAGGGUGUACAGGGUACAGCGAGAUAUUCCCAUGACAUUGGUAAGCUCAGGCGUCGAGCAUGGAAACAUCAGGGAGCUGGCAUUGGCUAGGAUGAAAGACUACAAAACAAGAUGUAGGGAUGUGAGAACACGAGAGGUGGGCAUAAAGAAUAUUCACGAGGAUGUUAUUCCGGAGGAGAUAACGCUGGUGCGAAGAGAUUAUGCUGCAUCCGACGGAUGGGAGACAUUCCUAAGUUACGAGGAUGUCAAGCAGGAUAUUUUGAUAGGACUACUCCGACUGAGAAAAUGCGGAAGAAAGACAUUCCGGCCUGAGCUGGUUGGCACAAAUGAAGAGACAACACGUGGGGAUGAAUGUAACGAAGCUCAUUAUAAUGUUCAGAAUGGCAAUUGCUCUAUAAUCAGGGAACUACAUGUCUAUGGAAGUGCAGUGCCGGUUGAGCAUAAAAGCUCGGAAAGGUACCAGCACAAGGGCUUUGGAUCAAUGCUUGUAUCUGAAGCUGAGAGGAUAGCCAGGGAGGAGCACGAGUCCAGCAAAAUGGCCAUUAUUUCGGGUGUUGGAACUAGAAAGUACUAUGCAAAACUAGGCUAUAUGCUUGAGGGGCCUUAUAUGGUUAAAUAUCUCAACUAA
Molecule: messenger RNA, 1671 nt
Organism: Vittaforma corneae ATCC 50505
Lineage: Eukaryota; Fungi; Microsporidia; Nosematidae
Product: ELP3 family histone acetyltransferase
Exons: 1
Coding region: 1-1671 (556 amino acids)
Biological process (GO): tRNA wobble base 5-methoxycarbonylmethyl-2-thiouridinylation
Cellular component (GO): elongator holoenzyme complex; nucleus; cytoplasm
Molecular function (GO): acyltransferase activity, transferring groups other than amino-acyl groups; iron-sulfur cluster binding
Source: RefSeq, a predicted model, not a curated record